AUGCUACCGAUAGAUCCCAAGCCUAAUCUCCGAUCUAUGUACAGAAAUAUAGUGAGAGGACUUAGAAAGAUAAAACACUGUCAACCAACUAUAUCGUUUGCUCUGGAUGUUCCUGAAAACCUAAGAAAUGAGCUUGAAAAAGCAAAAUCCGAUAGUUUACUGUACAAGGAGCUAUUAUUGCCGGAGCUCCAUUUUCUAGCGAAGGAAGAAUUCAGUAAAGAGCUCACAGAUUUAUACCUGGUAAAAGGGUACAAACAGCUUUCUUUCGGCACAGAGCUAAUUCUGGCCAUUGAUGAUAUUAAAUUGGACAAAGCUGCGGCCUGGAAUAAUCUCAUAAACUUACUUGUAAAAUAUCGAUCAGCUCAACUAAGACAAAGUAGAUGGAGGGAGAAGUAUCAUGAAAAUAGGGACCAGAUUGAACGGGCCUUGCUCAAGGAAAUGCCAAGUCAACUCGCACGUAAACGAUCAAGUUUGUUAGAACAAAUCAAGGCCAAGGAAAGAAACAUCAAUGUCACAUUUAGCACCCUCUCAUCUAGUGCAAGAACAAAGUACUACAAGAAACAACACGAGCAGAGUCAAAUUAAUGCGUCAGAAACAAUGAAGAUGCAUUUGAAAGAAUUGCAGAAAAAAAAGAAGAUCCCAAACCCGUUCAAACUUCCAUACGUGUCGACACCUGAGUCCUUCCUGCUCUUAGAUCAACCUAACCAAACAUACAUGGUACCCGGAGCUGCCAAAAGUAGUGUUAUCAAAGACGCAUACGACAGUGAUAUAAUUCGGGCAAUUCUAGAACCCGAAGUUGAAUACCGUUUAAACGAGAAGCAUUUCCUCGGGAAGGUUGAUGAUAUAGUGAACAACAGAGGGCCUGCAAAAGUGAAGAUCUGUGCAUCGAAUGCUGGAAUAAUGCCUGCCUUCUACCUAAGAAAGCCAUUAAAGCCUCGAAAUUACUUGAAGAUGAUGGCAAUUGAUAUAAAACGCCUGAUGAGAAGUGUCAGAAAAAGGCUUGUGUGGCUUCUGCCACUUGAAAAUGCUAUCGGAGUGAGUGAACCAAAGUUUGGCGAUGGUUAUGGUGUCAUUGGUAGCAGAGGUUUCUCUUCGAACGAAAUUAUGUUUUGCGAGGAAUACUACUUAAAUCUUGCUCUUCAAGAAGUGACCUGGGAAUACUUAUUGGAAGAACAGACCAGUGGAAAAAAAAUAGGUGUCUGCAAUACUAAGAGGCUUGAUCAAUUAUUAAAAAGCUGGCAAGAGCCUUUAAUAGAGACUACCGCUGCCUUGAACAAGGAGGUAUCUUAUUUCCACACCAAAUAUCGCACUUUGAGAGACCAGCUCCGUUUGGAACGAUCCACAGCCCAAGAAGAUGCUAAUGCUCACUACACAACAAUCGUUCAAAAAUACUUGGAUGUCUUACAAAUGAAGGAGGACGAAAAAGUGUUCAUGCAUUCGGAUAUAUACAACGUCAAACGUACGCCAGAGACUACAUAUGAGCAGGAGCUUCUCGCUCAAGACCUUCUUCCUACCAAAAAUCGACCAGGCCUUCCUCUACGGGAAAAUUUGGGAAGUCUGUUAGGUGAUUGCCUUGAGGCAGUAGGUCUCAAGGGUUUCAAGAUCGGGCAGGCCUUCAAAAAGAAACAUAGCAUUAUAGAGAAGGAAUGA
Molecule: messenger RNA, 1650 nt
Organism: Australozyma saopauloensis
Lineage: Eukaryota; Fungi; Ascomycota; Pichiomycetes; Serinales; Metschnikowiaceae
Exons: 1
Coding region: 1-1650 (549 amino acids)
Source: RefSeq, a predicted model, not a curated record